Molecule: messenger RNA, 4470 nt
Organism: Astrephomene gubernaculifera
Lineage: Eukaryota; Viridiplantae; Chlorophyta; Chlorophyceae; Chlamydomonadales; Astrephomenaceae
Source: the annotation of a GenBank genome assembly
CUUGCCUCGGGGCCUCCUCGCCCGGGCACUUUUCAUGGGCCCAGUCGGCCAGACCGCAUGGCGCGGCUGCUGACGCGGGCCGUGGGUGGCGGCAGUUGUCCGUGCAAGUACUGCGGGAAGAAGGUGUCUGCAAACCAGGCGGAGGGCCACUUCAUGAAGUCCUGCGCGGAGUCCAGGGGCCUCCCACUGGAUGAGCGUCAGCGGAGGGCGCAGGAGCACCUGGCGGCUCUGGAGCGGCGCAGGGAGCUCGCAGACGAUGGGGACCAUUACGAGAGCGACGGGGACAGGGACACGUCACCUCGCACGCAGCGACCCGUGGCUCGCACCACCGUACAGCCCACUCCGGUCGCCAAGGCCGACCACUCACCUCCACGUCCGCCGGCUGCCCCCCCGGGGGCCCCGCGGGCUAGCGGCGACGCGGGGGCGAGCACUGCCCUGCUGGACCGCGGGGCGGCGGGGGCCGGCUCGAGGCCCCCGGGGGCCGCAGCGGGCGCGCUUGGGGCGGCCGGGAUGCCAGCAGCGGGCAGUGCGGCCAGCCUGCUGCCCCACCAGCACCAGCCGUGGCAGCGAGCGGGGCCGGCUGAGCCCGCAGGAGGGGCCUACGCACCGUCAGCGGGCGGGGCCGGCUUCCCUGCGGCGCAGUCCGACAUGCCCGCCUCGGUCGCCUUGAGCGGGCCGCAGCUGGGUGGCCUGGCGGGCAGCCCCGGGCUGCCUCCCCACCUGCCGCAGCAGCAGCGGCAGGAGCGGCAGCGACCUCCUACUCCCGCGUCCGGUGACUGGCUGGCCGACAAGGCCCUCUCCGGCUUGGGCAGCUCCCCGCCCGCCUCACCUCCUCACCACCCGGCACGCGCGCCCUCCUCAAGUCAAUGGCCUCCAGUUCCGCACACCUCCCAACCGGCCAGGCCCGGGCAGCAGCCUCCGCCACCUGCCCCCGCCUCCGCCACUCCCGGCUCCUCCCACACUCCCCACCUGCCACCCAGCGGCGGGGCCCCUCGGUACGCUGGCGCCCCCGCUGCUAGCGGGUCCGCGCAGCCGCACCCCGGCGCACCUCCCCCUCGCGGGCAGGGGGCGACAGCGGGGGCAGCAGCUGCAGGGGACACCCGGGGGGCGGGGGCAAGCGGCGGCUCGCCGCUGCUGGCGGGCCAGCAGGGCCUGCCCCAGUCGCAGCCCAACAGGGUGGCCGGGGCCUUCGGGUCGCUGCCGCACACCGCCACACAGUCAUCCAGCUCACCUCACCCGCCGCCGCCGACAUCCCAUCGGCAACUACCAUACCAGCAACCCCAGUCACCGCCGCAACCCCAGCAGCAGCAGUACCCUGCGCCGCCGCCUGCGCAGCAGCAACCCGUCUACCGGAGCUCGCAGCCCCUCCAGCAGCCCCCCCCGAACCAGCCGCAGCGGCCCCAGCAACCUCCCAACCCGCAGCAGCAGACCCAGCCAGAGCCGCCCCUCCCGGCUCAGGGACCCCCACACGGCCCCGCCAGCCAGCCGCCGGGGGCCGCUGCAGUCCAGCCAGGAGCUGCUGCGGGAGGGACACCUGGCCCAGCCACUGACCCGCGGGUCGCUGCCGGGCCCGCUGCCUACGUGGACUUCUCUCGGCCGCUGAGCGCCCCGGCGUCAGGCGGCGGAGUCGACCUCACCGCGGAGAAGAAGUUGGAGGAGUACAUGCGCGCGUCUGCUCGCCCCCGCAAGCAGUACAAGCUGCCCACCUUCCUGCCGUACAAGUGGGAGGGCUACCGGGAAGAUGACCGCUACUUCUCCUCCCUGCCCCCCUGCGCGCUGCACUGGCUGCAGCAGGUGCGCGGGCUGAGCGAGGAGGUCAUCCGCCGCAACCGGCUCUUCUGCACGCAGCUGCCGGUGGAGGGCGGGCGGCUGGCGCUGGCGGUUGCCUUCCCCUUCUUCAAGCACGGCAGCAUGGUGUUCGCCAAGUACCGCCUGUUCGACCCGGACAGCCCCACGCCCUUCGAACCCAAGCUCUUCAGAUCGAGCAAGGACGGCGAGCCGGUGAUGUACGGCUUCGAUGACGUGGCGGCGGCGCACCGGCAGGCGGCGCAGCGGGGGGGCGGGGGCGGGGGCGGCAGUGUGAUCAUCGUGGAGGGCGAGAUGGACAAGCUGGCGCUCAACACGGCGGGAUUCUGGAACGUGGUGUCGGUGCCGAAUGGCGCCCCCGCUGCCCGCACCCCUCCCGGCUCCUCCGAGCCGCAGCAGCUGUUCUCCCGCCCCGGUCCCGCGGGUGUGGAGGAGGGCGCCUCGCGCUUCAAGCAGCACUACGGCUACAUGGACUCUUUCCUGCAGCUCUUCCCCGACAUGAGCCGCUGCAGCUUCGUCAUCGCAACCGACAACGACCCGGCGGGUCAGGCGCUCCGGCGGGAGCUCAUGCGGCGGCUGGGUCGCGAGCGCUGCUGGGAGGUCACCAGCUGGGAUAACGAGGAGCUAAACAUGAUGGACGAGGAGGCGCAGGCGGCGGGGCUGGGCCCGGGGGCCGCUGCGGAGCUGGGUGCUGGGGUGCCGGCUGCCGGCUCCGCCCCGCCUGGCUCGCCGCACCCGGGCCGGCCGAGGGGCUUUCGGAAGGAUGCCAACGAUGUGCUGAUCCACGACGGCCCCGAGCGGCUGCGUCAGCGGCUGGAGGCGGCUCAGCCCGCCAAGCUGACCGGGCUGGCCACCUUCAAGGAGUACGAGUACGAGAUCAUCAACUACUUCCAGCGGCAGGACCCGCUGCAGCUGGGGGUGCCCACCGGCUGGCCCUCGCUGGACCGCCUCUACCGGGUGGCGCCGGGGGAGCUGACCAUCGUGACGGGUAUCCCCAACAGCGGCAAGUCCGAGUGGCUGGACGCGCUGCUGGUGAACCUGGCGGAGAACCACGGCUGGGCCUUCGCCCUGUGCUCCAUGGAGAAGACGCCCCUGCCGCACCUCAAGAGCCUCAUCGCCAAGCGCAUGCGGAAGCCAUUCCCGCACGUGUACAGCACCGCCCGCGGCCCCCAGCAGUCGUACGGCAUGGACCUGGGUGAGAUGGUGGGCGGCUUCCGCUGGGUGGCCGACCACUUCCACCUCAUCCGCUUCGAGGAGCAGGACGACACCGGCAGCCCGCCCAUCGACUGGGUGCUGCACAUGGCGCGCAUCGCCGUGCUGCGAUUCGGCAUCCGCGGCCUGGUCAUCGACCCCUACAACGAGCUGGACUCGCGGCGCCCCCGCGACAUGACGGAGACCGACCACAUCCGCGAGCUGCUGAGCAAGGUGCGGCGGUUCGCGCGGGAGAGCGAGUGCCACGUGUGGUUCGUGGCGCACCCGCGGCAGCAGAAGGGCUUCACGGGGCAGGCGCCCGGGCUGUACGACAUAUCCGGGUCGGCGCACUGGUUCAACAAGACGGACAACGGCAUUGUGGUGCACCGUCGCUUCACCGAGGUGGUGGACCCGGUGAGCGGCAAGCGCUACCGGCAGUCGCUGCCCGAGGUGGACAUCAAGCUGCAGAAGGUGCGCAACAAGGACAUCGGAACGCAGGGGGAGACGCACCUGCUGUACGACAAGGCGACGGGCAGGUACGUCGACCCGGAGCGCCUGGCGCAGCGGCUGCAGGCGGGCAGCGGGGGAGGUGGAGGCGGCGGAGGGGGCUACGUGGCGCCGCAGUGCGCCUCGGACCUGCGGGAUGAGCAGCUGGGCUACCUGCCCUUCAGCGGUUCUCCGCCGGACAACGCGCUGGCGGCCCCGGCUGGCGUCAUCGACACCUCCCUCGACCACCCGCCCCCGACACCACCGGCACUGCCGCCACCACCACCGCAGCAGCAGCAGCAGUAUGAGCAGCAGCAGCAGCAGCCCCCGCGGGCCUGGCAGCCGCCACCCCCGCACCAGCUGCCGCCCGCCUCCGGCCCCCCACCUGCGGCCCAGACCCGGGCGGCUCCCGGUGCGCUGCCCAGGCCGCCCGCGUCCCGGGCUCUCCCGUCCGCGGCUAGGGGCAGCAGCAGCAGCAGCAGGGCGGCCUCCUCCUCCUCCUCCACCUCCACCUCCUCCUCCGCAGCCAGCGGGAGCAGGCCGCGGUCCAGCCUGGCUUCCAGCAGGGCCGCUGGGUCGGGCGGCAAGGGGGGCCGUGGGGGCGGCAAGCUGGGGAAGCUGGCCAGCAUGCGGGCGCUGCAAGCGGCACCCGCCAGCAAGGCGGUGGCGGCGGGGGAGGCGGCGGCCGACCUGGAGGACGAGGACGAGGACGAGGAGGGGGAGAUGGACGAGGACGAGGACGAGGACGAGGAGUACGGCGGCAAUGGCGGCCCCCGCCGCCGCAGCCCCCCUCCCGCGCUGCCGUCUGGCCCCCGCAGCGUGCAGGUGUCGGUCAACGGCGGGGCGUACGCGGACAAGGCGCCCGAGGGGAUGGGGUCGGUGUACGAGACGGUGGCGGAGAACGAGGGCUGGCUGGGCGGCCAGUAGCGCGGUACGGCAGUGGCGUGACAGCGCAGGAUGCGAGGGGAGCUGCAUGGGGGGGGGGGG